This is a messenger RNA of Linum trigynum, 273 nucleotides long. Lineage: Eukaryota; Viridiplantae; Streptophyta; Magnoliopsida; Malpighiales; Linaceae. The record is from the annotation of a GenBank genome assembly.
AUGUCUCGUGAUAAAUUCCAGGAGAGUUUGUCAUUUCUUGAGAACCUUGUUCUUAGGGAGUCAACGCAGGGAGGGAGUACUACGGGUGGAACUCCUCCUAACCCCGACUUCUCUACUGCUUCAUCCUUGGAAGGGGAAUCUUCCUCUUCAACGAAUGCUUCCACGUCCUCCGAUGAGGACUCUUCCUCUCCAACGCCUCACUCCGUUAAAUCCUCAGCAUCUGCCUCAUAUUCUUCUUCCUCGAGCUCCUCUUCAAGUGAUAAUGAUGCGUAA